Knipowitschia caucasica is the source of this 549-nucleotide messenger RNA. The record is from the annotation of a GenBank genome assembly. NCBI's taxonomy places the organism in Eukaryota, Metazoa, Chordata, Actinopteri, Gobiiformes, Gobiidae.
AUGUCUCCCCGGUCUUGCCUGUCUCCCCCGUCUCUUCCCCAUGUCUCCCCGGUCUUGCCUGACUCCCCCGUCUCUUCCCCAUGUCUCCCCGGCCUUGCCUGUCUCCCCCGCGUCUCUUCCCCAUGUCUCCCCGGUCUUGCCUGUCUCCCCCGUCUCUUCCCCAUGUCUCCCCGGCCUUGCCUGUCUCCCCCGUCUCUUCCCCAUGUCUCCCCGGUCUUGCCUGACUCCCCCGUCUCUUCCCCAUGUCUCCCCGGCCUUGCCUGUCUCCCCCGUCUCUUCCCCAUGUCUCCCCGGCCUUGCCUGUCUCCCCCGUCUCUUCCCCAUGUCUCCCCGGUCUUGCCUGUCUCCCCCGUCUCUUCCCCAUGUCUCCCCGGCCUUGCCUGUCUCCCCCGUCUCUUCCCCAUGUCUCCCCGGUCUUGCCUGUCUCCCCCGUCUCUUCCCCAUGUCUCCCCGGCCUUGCCUGACUCCCCCGUCUCUUCCCCAUGUCUCCCCGGUCUUGCCUGUCUCCCCCGUCUGUUCCCCAUGUCUCCCCGGCCUACUGCCUGCUGA